GCCGCCGAGGCGGCGCUCCGCGGGGACGCGCGCGCGCGCAACGGGGCCACGCCGGCCCACGACGCGGCCGCCACCGGCAACCUCGCCUGUCUCCAGUGGCUGCUCACGCAGGGCGGCUGCGGCGUCCAGGACACAGACAACUCCGGUGCCACUAUCCUUCAUCUCGCGGCCCGCUUCGGGCAUCACGAGGUCAUCGACUGGCUGCUCCGCUUCGGCGGCAGCGACCCCAYGGCAGCCACGGACACGGGGGCGCUGCCCGUGCACUACGCUGCGGCCAAAGGAGACUUCCCCUCCCUGCAACUGCUCGUGGGCCACUGCCCGAGCUCACUCAGCGCCCAGACCAAGACCGGUGCCACCCCGCUAUACCUGGCCUGCCAGGAGGGCCACCUGGAGAUCAUCCAGUACCUGGUGAAGGAGUGCGGCGCCGACCCGCACGUGCGCGCCAACGACGGCAUGACGCCGCUGCACGCCGCGGCCCAGAUGGGCCACAACACCGUCAUCGUGUGGCUGAUGAGCUUCACCACCGUGAGCCUCUCGGAGCGCGAUGGGGACGGUGCCACGGCCAUGCACUUCGCGGCGAGCCGCGGCCACGCCAAGGUGCUCAGCUGGCUGCUGCUGCACGGUGGUGAGAUCAGCACGGACGCCUGGGGCGGCACGCCGCUGCACGACGCUGCCGAGAACGGCGAGCUGGAGUGCUGCCAGAUCCUGGUGGUGAACGGCGCCGACCUCAGCGUGCGYGACCAGGACGGCUACACCGCGGCUGAGCUUGCCGACUGCAACGGGCACAGCCAGUGUGCCGAGUACCUGCGCACCGUGGAGAACAUGAGCCUGGAGCACCRCGUGCUGUCGCGGGACCCCUCCGGCGACGGCGAGGGCAGGCAGCCCGACUCGGGCAUGUCGUCGCCCAACACGACGGCGUCAGCGCCGCAGCCCCGCUUCGAGCUGGGCUCCCCCGCCAGCACCCUCUCCAACUACGACUCGUGCAACUCCAGCCAGUCCAGCACUGGUGACAAGCGGGGCGGCCCGCCGGGGGCCACCGCGGCCCGCGCCCCCGCCGCGGCGCUUGCUGACAUGCAGACCUACAUGGACAUGCUGGACCCCGAGCUGCGGCCGCGCGGUGCCCGCGGCGCAGCCGCCGAGGGCCCGCCGCCGCCCCCCGGCUUCCCCCCGCCGCCACCGCCACCGCCGGGCACCCGGGUGCCGCCGCCACCGCCGCCUGGGUACCCGGCUCCCGCGCCGCCCGCYCAGCACACAGCCGACAUCUACGUGCAGGCCAAGAACAACCUGCGGCACGUGGAGAGCCAGGCGCUGCACCGCGAGCUGGCGUCGCGCGAGAGCAGCCCCGAGGGCCUGCGCCGGGCCGACUCCACRCGCAGGUCAAGGAACUUUGGCAAGCAGCCCAGCACCGGUGACUACUACAAGCAGCUGGGGCCCGGUGCCACCGCCGCCGCUGCCGCUGAGCUGCCGGGGCCCCGUGGGAUGGCGCACAGCGAGGAGGCACCGCUGCUCUCUGCAGACACCAUGCACAACGGCAGCGCGGCGGAGAGCAAGGCUGGCGCGGAGCUGCCGCCGCCGCCACCGCCGCCGCCACUGCCAGCUGCUGCUUGCCCACCGCCGCCGCCGCCCGAGGCCCCCGUCGGCCCCCGCCGCUCCUCCUCCUCCACGGGAAAAGGAAAAGCUUUGAGGCAAAUGAAGAGUACCAAGUCGUUCAACAUGAUGUCCCCCACCGGCGACAACUCGGAGCUGCUGGCUGAGAUCAAGGCUGGGAAGAGCCUCAAGCCGACACCGCAGAGCAAGGGCUUCACCACCGUCUUCUCWGGCAGCGGCCAGCCGGGGGCCAACGCCGAGUCGCCAGCGUCCUCCCCAUCGCCGGUGAGGACACCCACCCCGCCGGCCACCCCUGAGGCAGUGGCACCGCCGCGUGUAAGCGGCUCGCCGGAGCCCGUGGUGAAUGGGAGCUCGCCGGUGCCGGCGGUGGGGGCCGGGGCGCCGGCGGAGGUGGAGACGCUGGUGCCGAGCCAYGACGAGCAGGGCCGGCCCAUCCCYGAGUGGAAGCGGCAGGUGAUGGUGCGCAAGCUGCAGCUGAAGAUGCAGGAGGAGGAGGAGCAGAAGCGCAAGCUGGAGGCCGGGAGCAGCGGGGCUGCCGGGGGCGGGCGCUGCGGCCCCGCYGGUCGAGCGGCGCUGGGACCCUUUGGGCCGCUCAUGCCGGAGGAGGACAUGCUCCGCAUUGAGAGGCAGAUCGAGAACCUGCGGGUGAUGCGCCAGGUGCAGGCGGUGGAGCCGCAGCUGCGGCAGCUGGAGCAGGAGCUGCAACAGCUCCUGCCGCUGGCGGCUGCGGCUCCUCGGCGCCCCGGUGCCCGCUCCGCGCGCCCAGCGCCUCGCGGCGCCGAGCCACCUGCCUGGGGCAGCCGCACCUCUGCGCUGCUGCGCAGCAUGGCCCUGCUGCUGGCCGCGCUGGGGGGCAAGGAGGGCCCCACCGCGCCGCCGCCAACGCCACCGAGCCCCGGCGGCCCCCGGCACGCUGCCCGCUGCGACAUCCUGCAGAGCGGCGUCUCCGUGCGCGCCCUGCGGCUCUACUGGCCACAGCAGUUCCUGCCGCUGUCGGGCGGGCGCCCGCCGCCCUACGAGAGCCUCUCACUGGAGCGCUUCAUGCUGGGCUACUGCCAGCUGCUGGAGAUGGGGCUGAGCGCCGAGGAGCGCCGCUUCCGCCACCGCCUCUGCGGCGAGAUGUUCGCGCGCCUGCGCCGCCACCCCUGGCCGCGUGUGCGCCGCUUUCACCGCGCCGUGCUGGAGCGCGUGGAGGCCGGGCGGCGCUGCUGGCGCGACGGCUUCGACGACCUGGCGCGCACCUUCUUCGGUGAUGGCGAGGCGCCCGCCGAGCCCGGGAGCGCCCCGCUCGCCCCGCACGCCGCCGCGGUGCCGGGCGUCCCCAGCGAGGACGACGUCUGCCGCUACAUCGACCAGAGCUUCUCCUUCUGUAGGGAGAGGGGGGCCGAGCUGCUCGACGGCUGA
Messenger RNA from Nothoprocta perdicaria, 3012 nucleotides. It is a transcript of the gene ESPN, whose product is annotated as espin. The transcript has 14 exons. Gene Ontology annotation, cellular component: cytoplasm. The record is from RefSeq and is a predicted model, not a curated record. Lineage: Eukaryota; Metazoa; Chordata; Aves; Tinamiformes; Tinamidae. Gene Ontology annotation, molecular function: actin filament binding. The annotation marks the transcript as partial. Gene Ontology annotation, biological process: actin filament bundle assembly.